This is a messenger RNA of Camellia sinensis, 777 nucleotides long. The record is from RefSeq and is a predicted model, not a curated record. NCBI's taxonomy places the organism in Eukaryota, Viridiplantae, Streptophyta, Magnoliopsida, Ericales, Theaceae.
AUGGGGGCAAUCGAGGAGAUCUGGGGGGAUCAAGUCAUGUCCAAACAGUACUUCGUAGCGGUGAACGGCAGCCGGGCUGCCAAAGGGUUCGUGCAAAUGGUAGAAGGACCGGAAGACCGAGGAGUUCUAGAGGAUGUGGGCACUAAGGCAGAGGACAAAGCUGUGGAGGACCUGGUUGAGGUGCGACUCGAUAUAGAGCAGCCGGAUAAGUUCUUCCUGCUCGGUUCCAGCCUUACUGCCCAAGAGAGAACCGAGAUGGUUGAUGUCCGAGAUCGCAAAACCACAGAAUUUCAGAUGUUAACCCAGGGUAGCAAAACAGUGGCGGAGUAUGAUCGUGCUUUCACCGAGUUGGCAAGGUAUGCACCUCACAUGGUCGACAACGAAUACAGGAAAGCUCGCAAGUUUGAGAGUGGACUUCGAGGGCCAAUUCAAGACCGGGUUAAUUUGCUUAACAUGCUAACGUAUGCUGGAGUGUUAGAUAAAUCCAUCCUUGCAGAAGCCAACUUGAACAGUAGUCAGAGUUUAGGGGAGAAUCAGAAAAAGAGGCAGACCUAUGACAAUCGCCAAGACCAGCAUGAUGCCAAGAAGAAGACAAAUGUGGACAGUUCCAACAAUAUGAACCAGGAAGGUGGCACCAGGCCGACAUGUACAAGUUGCGGGAGGCAACAUUUUGGAGUUUUUCAUCGGACAUCUGGAGCAUGUUUUGAAUGCGGUGAGAUGGGUCAUCAUAUUAAGGAUUGUCCCAAGGUAAAGGCUAGAGAUGAUAAGAAGAGAUGA